Molecule: messenger RNA, 1008 nt
Organism: Closterium sp. Naga37s-1
Lineage: Eukaryota; Viridiplantae; Streptophyta; Zygnematophyceae; Desmidiales; Closteriaceae
Source: the annotation of a GenBank genome assembly
AUGAAUGAUAAACAGGCUGGGCGACGCGCCACAAGGAGGCGGUCUUUUCAGACCGAUCGGGAUGGUGGUGGCGGAUCUAAAGCUACUAAAGCGUCCGCCGCACGUGGCAGUCAACAGAAAAAAGAGGCGGGAAGAAAGGCCGCGCUUGGACAAGAGAAGUCCGGGGAAGACAAGGAGAAGCAACCAACGCCACGCAAGCGGGUUUCUACCAGGAAGAUCGAGGGGGAGGAAGAGUGUGACACCGCGGUGGCCGGGGACAUCACUACGGGGGCGAAGAGGCGGCAGACGACAGGCAGUGCUGACGACGUCGGUGGUGCGGAAGUUGGGACAACGCGAGGCGCCAGGGAAGCAAGUGUCAAGGCGACGGGUCAUGCAUUGCGCUCGAAGGGCCGACCCGGAGCAAGGAAAACAUCCGGCGGAAGGAGGGGCAAGCAAGCAGCGAGGGGGAAGAGGCCGAAACGCGGCGAAGAAGACCCUGAUAAUGCGGAGGAGGAGGGUGAGGGGGAUGAGGAGGAGGAUGAGGAGGAAGAGGAGGAUGAGGAGGAUGCGGAGGAGGAGGACGUGGAGGAGGAGGAAAAAUAUGAGGAUGAUGAUGAGGAGGACGAAGAGGAGGAGGAGGAGGAGGACGAGAAGGGGGACGACGAGGAUGAGGAGGAGGAGGAGGAGGAGGAGGAGGAGGAGGAGGAGGAGGAGGAGGAGGAGGAGGAGGAGGAGGAGGAGGAGGACGACGACGAGGAGGGGGACGACGAGGAUGAAGAGGAGGAGGAGGAUGGCGAGGGGGGGGAGGAGGAGGAGGAGGAGGAGGAGGAGGAGGAGGAGGAGGAGGAGGAGGAGGAGGAGGAGGAAGAGGAGAAGGAGGAGGAGGAGGAGGAGGAGGAGGAGGAGGAGGAGGAGGAGGAGGAGGAGGAGGAUGCGGAGGAGGAGGAGGCGGAAGGGGCGGAAGAGGAAAAGGAGGAGGAUGUGGCGGCAGUGAAGCCCCUCGUGUUACAAGCAUUUGGUCACCGGUAA